CCCUGUGUGUCGCCGGUUAGCUCCGUCAACAUGGCCAGUGCGGUGUGUGCUAGAUUCCUCCUCCAGAGAUCAACACAGGGGUUUCUCUUCUCCUCCAGGGCAGCGCCCGCUUUCUCCAGCCCGUUUCUGUCUCGUGCACAUAGAUUGGGACCCAGUGAUGAUGAAUUGUACCAACGGACCACGGUGUCCGUCAUGCAGAAGGAGCCGGGCAGCGGGGCCAUGAUCCACAGCUACAGUUCAAGGGGAUUCAACAUCGACGGCAACAAGGUGUUUGGGCCCUGUGCUGUGCUGCCUCCUGCUAUCCUCCAGUGGAAUGUUGGCAGUUAUAAAGACAUCACAGAAGAAAGUGUCUCACUGUUCCACAUGCUUGAACCCAGAAUAGAGAUUCUUGUGCUGGGCACAGGAGCCCGUGUGGAACGAAUCGACCCCUCAGUCCUCGCUCUACUCAAGCGUAAAGGCAUCGCUGUGGAGGUGCAAGACACGCCCAAUGCAUGUGCAACCUUCAACUUCCUGACCAAUGAGAGAAGAGUGGCAGCCGCUGGUCUGAUCCCUCCGUCCAUCAGCACUGCGCUGGAACUGAAGGAGGAAUAAGUGCUGAGACGUCAACAGCAACUAGGACUGAUUUCUGCAGACAGGGGUCAGAGGUUUAUGAAUGAUCCCUGGCCUGUGGGAUGGUUAUUCCUCCUCUGCUUCCAAAGGAACAAACUCAGUGACAUCCUGCUCUGAAGAGCCCCUAUAUUUGGUUAUGACUGCUAUUUUUGGGAUAUGAAGGUGUUAAAAGCAGUCGCUGUCACCUAAUAAUCUGAGCAGGGAGCCAAGAGUUUCAUGUGCUGUUGAUGUUGGGUUUUCCGUCACAUCUAUUGCUUUGAAAUCCAGGUGUAGAAGCGAGUGUGAGUGAGUAUGCUUGAGUGCACAUAAAGUGUGUGUAAGUGCUCAGGUGUAGACUAUGUGUUGGAAAUAUACUGUAUAUUUAAAAGAUUUACAUGCAACAAACAAUAAUUUAGGUGUCAUUCAUUAACUGUGUUUUCAUGCAUAGCAAAAUAUAUAAAACACCUACGUGGAAUAUGUGUUAUUUAAAGACACAAGGAAGAGUUGCUAUUGUCUGUGCAGCAGAUAAAAUGACUCCAUGUGUA
This is a messenger RNA of Epinephelus lanceolatus (giant grouper), 1133 nucleotides long. RefSeq names its product NADH:ubiquinone oxidoreductase complex assembly factor (gene ndufaf3). The record is from RefSeq and is a predicted model, not a curated record. Gene Ontology annotation, cellular component: mitochondrial inner membrane. NCBI's taxonomy places the organism in Eukaryota, Metazoa, Chordata, Actinopteri, Perciformes, Serranidae. Gene Ontology annotation, biological process: mitochondrial respiratory chain complex I assembly.